This is a messenger RNA of Spirometra erinaceieuropaei, 1029 nucleotides long. Lineage: Eukaryota; Metazoa; Platyhelminthes; Cestoda; Diphyllobothriidea; Diphyllobothriidae. The record is from the annotation of a GenBank genome assembly.
AUGGCUUCCAUCACAACAGACGCCAUAGACUUCACAGUCAUAGCUGAGGCUCAACGAUCGGAUGGAGAACUCUCCCAAAGUCGCCACGAGGACUCUUAUUUACGUCUUCAAGAUGUCCCUCUUCCCACUGGCACUGGCACUAUAACGUGCGACCUUUCUACUGGACAUGAGCGUCCUUUUGUCCCUGCAACUUUACGACGACAAGUGUUCAACGGCCUUCACAAUCUAUCCCACCCUGGAGUCCGGGCGACAGUGAAACUCAUCACUGACCGAUUCGUCUGGCCCAACAUCAACCGGCAUGUACGGCGUUGGACCCGAUCCUGUCUGUCAUGUCAGCGAGCCAAAACGCAUCGGCAUACUAUUACUCUACCAGGUACUUUCGAAACUCCUGAUGCACGCUUCAGUCAUGUGCACAUUGACCUGGUAGGUCAGCUACCACCAUCUAACGGUUCUACCUAUACACUGACAUGUAUUGAUCGCUUUACUCGGUGGCCGGUUGCUGCGCCCAUUCCGGACAUCAGUGUCGAAACCGUUGCAAAAGCUUUCCUGACUCAUUGGGUGUCCAAUUUGGGAGUUCCUGCGACUGUCACCACUGACCGCGGAUCCCAAUUCGAGUCCACUCUGUUUCGCGAACUCACAUCCAUUCUCGGUAUCAACGGAAUCCGAACAACAGCGUACCACCCUCAAGCAAAUGGUCUCGUCGAACGCUUCCAUCGACAGCUCAAGACUUUCCUUAUGGCCCAGCCCGAUCCUUCCGGAUGGUCUGAUCACCUUCUUCCGGUGCUGUUGUCCCUCCGUUCCACUCUCAAGGCCGACAUCGGUUGCACUGCGGCUGAUCUUGUCUACGGAACCUCCCUAAGACUGCCCGGUGUGUUAGUGUCUCCCUCAAGCAUGCUAAAGUUUUUCGAACGUUACAGUUAUGUGGAGCAGCUGCGUAGCGUCAUGCGCUUUCUCCGCGAAACGCCCCCUCGGGCGUCACCGGCCAAUUCCUUCAUCCCACCCGACCUGGAUAAGUGCGAUUUCGUCUGA